AGGAGCCGCAGCAGCAUCAGCAUCACCGCAACUUGGAGAAACAACUCCACUGUCCGGAGGGGAGCACGCGACUCUGUGCGUACGGGCGCGCGCGCGCGUGUGUGUCUCUGUUUCCCUGCACCUCGCGAGCCCCAGCGUGACUCUCUCCCCGGCGGAUUCAUGAGGACCUAAAGGUGCCUGAGAGGUGCACGGAGUGUCUGCGCGGAGCUGCGCCGGAAGGGGGGACGCCAUGGAUUAUGUAAAAAGCCCCAACGCUCGUCUCUCCAUCGUCAUUUUGAUAAUCAGCGGCACCUGUCACGCUCUGCUGGACAGAUUUCUGGAGGAGAACUUCUCAGAUCAACUUCAUCACAUGGACAUGGACGACAACAGCCAAAUCUUCUCCUGUGAUUUCGAGUCCCAGUGCCUCUGGACUUCAUCAAAUCACAGCGACCAAAGUGACUGGCUGCUGGUGUCACCACAGCAACCGCAAAGUGCACAGGCUGGGAUGGUUCCUGCCACCGAUCACUCAGUGGGAAGCUCCGACGGACACUUCCUCCUCCUGAGCUCCGCCCCCUCAGCUGCCGAGGCCUCUGGGAGCUGCGAGCGCCACCUGACCAGCCCGGCGUUGCCGCGGAGCAGCGGGCGCUGCGUCCUGCGGCUGGCGCUCUACGAGGCCGCGCCGGCAGCGGGGAACCUCACGCUGCAGAUCAGGCCGGUCCUGUCGGGCUCAGUGCUUCGCUCCGUGGUUCCCACCAAAGCGAGGGAAGACGACCCCAGGGCCGGGUGGGAGGUUCUGGAGGCUGUGAUUGGCCAGGUGGACCUGCCCUUCCAGGUGACCCUGCUCUACACGUCCUGUGUGGGCUCAAGUGAAGCCGCCGUGGCUCUGGACUCACUGAAGAUCAUGAACUGUGACUCAGCCCCAGGUGCUGCUCCGUUCGGCUCCCACUGUUCAUUUGAGGAGGACGCAUGUGGAUGGUCUGUGUCCGACCAUUACGGGGCCUGGAGGAGGGUCGCUGGGGAAGAGCUCCCUGACAGCGAGGACGUGCUGGGUGUGACAUCAGGGCACUUCUUGCUCCUGCAGGUCAGGGAGGCUGAUUCCCAUCGAGAAGCAUCCAUCCGGAGCUCGUCUUUCCCUCCUCCGGUCUCUGCCGCCUCCUGCCCGAUGCGUUUCUCCCUCUACCUGUCUGGGGACUUUAAUGGCUCUCUGCUGGUCACCGUGGUGGAGAAUGGCACCGGCGCCGCACCUUUGCUCUGGGAGAAGCGCGACGGGUGGGCGGACGACUGGGAGGACGUGUCUCUGCCGCCGGCCGAGCUCCAGCGCGGGUUCUAUGUGAAGGUGACGGCGGCGUGGACGGAGGGCUCCAAUGCUGACGUAGCUCUCGAUAACAUUCUAAUAGGAGGGUCCUGCUUCGACACAGAUCUCGACUCUCAGCUGUCCAUGGAAGAUUUAGAGGAAAUCUUUCGUCCCCUUCAAGAGCCUUCGACCUCAGAAGGCCCUCUGAUGACGUGGCUGUUCAACUCGUGUGGCGCCAGCGGCCCCCACGGCCCCACGCAGGCCCAGUGUGACAGCACGUACCGGAACAAGAACGUCAGCGUCACUGUGGGGAAGGAAGGCCGACUGAAGGGGGUCCAGGCGUGGAGGGUACCGGCUACUGACAGAUACUUGAUCUCUGCCUACGGGGCUGCAGGAGGAAAAGGAGCCAAAAACCACAACAAGCGCAACAAUGGGGUCUUCAUAUCUGCUGUGUUUCCCCUGAAGAAAGGGGAUAUGCUUUACAUCUUGGUGGGUCACCAGGGAGAGGACGCAUGUCCAGGGAGAAAUCCUGAGACCCAGAAGAUCUGCUUGGGAGAGUCGUCGGUGAUUGAAGAGCCCAGGAGAGAGGCUGGAGCAGCGUGCGCUGGAGGAGGAGGCGGAGGAGGAGGAGCUACCUACAUCUUCAGGAUGGAGGAGGGAGAGCUGGUUCCUUUGCUCAUCGCAGCCGGAGGAGGGGGGAAUGGCUACCUGGAGGACCCAGAGUCCAGUCCAGACCACGUGCCCCUGGAGCAGUAUGAGACCAGUACAGAGCAUUCCAGUGCUAAUGGUCAAACUGGUGCUGCAGGUGGAGGUGGAGGCUGGAGAGAUAGUCCUAGUCCACACCCGAGAGCUGGCAAGUCUCUGGUGGAGGGGGCGGAGGGGGGGUCUUCAUGUCCUCUGGCCCUGUCCAAGCUCGGCUGGUCGACAUCUGGGGGGUUCGGGGGUGGAGGAGGUGCCUGUACCGCUGGAGGAGGUGGAGGAGGAUACAGAGGAGGUGACGCAGCGCCGACGGACGAGAUGACAGCCGACGGUCAGAACGGAGUGUCGUUCAUUAAUCGCGUGGGGGAGAUUUUCCUGCAGCCUCUGGCAGCGAUGGAGAGCCACGGCGAGUGCGAGAUCAAGGUGCAGCUCAACUGCAGCCACUGUCAGAUGCAGAGCUGCAAACAGGAGGAGGACACUCGCCUCAUUCUGUGCCUGUGUGACGAUGACGAAGUCCUGGCCAGCGACAACGUGACCUGCAUCAGGACCGUGGAAGCCUCCCAGGGCCCGGCGCCGCAGGGCCAGAUGUCGGCGUCGCUGAUCUGGGCCGUCGUGGUCUCCACCGUGGCCAGCAGCGUCGCGCUGAUCUGCACCACGCUCAUCCUCAUGUGGUACCGCCGGAAGAACGACCUGCACGCGGUGAGGGGUCGCCUGCAGAGUCCCGAGUACAAGCUGAGCAAGAUCCGCUCGUCCACCAUCAUGACCGACUACAACCCCAACUACUGCUUCGCCGGGAAGGCCGCGUCGCUCAGCGAGCUGAAGGAGGUGCCGCGCCGGAACAUCACGCUCCUCAGGGCUCUGGGCCACGGCGCGUUCGGGGAGGUCUACGAAGGACAAGUGCUGGGGAUGAACGGCGACAACGGCCCCAUGCAGGUGGCCAUAAAGACACUUCCAGAAAUCUGCUCGGAGCAGGAUGAAAUGGAUUUCCUGAUGGAGGCUCUGAUUAUGAGCAAGUUCAGCCACGACAACAUUGUGCGCUGCAUCGGCGUCAGCCUGAACAUCCUGCCGCGCUUCAUCCUGCUGGAGCUGAUGACCGGGGGAGACAUGAAGAGCUUCCUGAGGCUGAACCGGCCGCGAAGCGGCCAGACCUCCUCCCUCACCAUGCGGGAGCUGCUGCAGAUGGCCAGAGACAUCGCCUGUGGCUGCCGCUACCUGGAGGAGAACCACUUCAUACACAGGGACAUUGCUGCUAGAAAUUGCCUGCUCACAUGUCCCGGGCCGAACCGAGUGGCGAAGAUUGGAGACUUUGGGAUGGCACGAGACAUUUACAGGGCCAGCUAUUAUAGGAAAGGGGGUCGAGCCAUGCUGCCAGUCAAGUGGAUGCCACCGGAGGCUUUUCUGGAGGGAAUCUUCACCUGCAAGACUGACACAUGGUCGUUUGGGGUACUGCUGUGGGAGAUCGUCUCCCUGGGCUACAUGCCCUAUCCUUGUAAAACCAACCAGGAGGUGCUGGAGUUUGUCACCAGCGGCGGCAGAAUGGAUCCUCCCAAGGGCUGCCCAGGGCCUGUAUAUCGAAUCAUGACCCAGUGUUGGCAGCACUGUCCUGAGCACCGGCCCAACUUCUCCACCAUCCUAGAGAGAAUCAACUACUGCACUCAGGACCCAGACGUGAUCAACACGCCUCUCCCAGUGGAGUACGGGCCGACUACGGAGGACGACUGCGGUGCCGUGACCCGUCCCUCUGACCAGAUUUCCAGCGGCCUCGCUCCACUUCUGGUGUCUCGCUCCGUUCCCCGGGAUCCUCCCUUCCAGCUGAGUCAGCCGGGCUCGGCCCCGCUGCCCCCGCAGCCCACCAAACCCCGUCUGCUUCUACAGAGGAGCCAGCCCGUCCACCACGAAGUGAAAGCGUGCUGCGAGGUGCUGGAGCCGUCCUGGGCCGAGCCCGUCCUCCCCUCCGCUCUGGUGCCGGACGGGGGUGGGGGCGCGGGAGGCCCCUGGCAGCCGCCCGAGCCGCCCCAUCACCGACCUUGUACCCGAAACAGCUCCUCGUCAGGAAGCCAGCGGCUGAAGAACAAGACCAAGAACCUGUGGAACCCCACUUAUGGCUCCUGGGUGCUGGAAAACUUCAGGGGUAAGAAAGCAGUGGCUCAGACUCAGUCCAUGCCGCUGUCGGGCACCGCCCCCCCCACCUCCUAUACCCAGACCUGCACCCCCGCCUCAGAGAGCAGCGAGGCUGGGUGCGAUAACGCCACCAGCACUUCCGCUACCCCACCCCCUUCCUGUCUGACACCAGCCGCCCCACCCGUGUCCUCGCAUCAGAAGACCCCAGCGGGCGGCACCGCGAUGGCCGCCGUGGACCUGGCCAAGCUGCAGAGCUUCCCCUGCGGCAACGUCAACUAUGCGUACGACGAGCGAACCCACGAGGCAGAGGGUCUGCCCUCGGUGGCGCCCAAAGCAACAGAAGCCAGCCCCAGCAUCCCUCCUGCCCAGAGCUGCUCCUCCGGGACCAGCCUGGCAGCGCCGGGAUUCCAGGCCUCCUCGACCCGCAUGCCCAAGCUGCUGCUGAAGCGCCACUCCAGCUACGGAGCCGAGGACGCCAGGAGGCAGGCCAAAGCAGAGAAGCCCCCACGAGACCGCGACUCGGGCUUCUCUCUGUCUGAAGACCUUAGUGUGACCCCGAUCUAAGGAACCGAGGACCAGAACCUUUCCCUUUGACUCAAACUCUGGAUUAGAGCUCUGCCGCGGUGGAGGGGCCACAGCGUCCCAUUACUGGGGCUCCUGGAAUGCUGGAGAACCCACUUGAACCCUUUCCCUGCACUGUGAUGAAGAGCCACUGGUAGCGGAACACUGAAGCCGAGACUCUGGGCAGCUCACUGCACUGGGACUCAUGGCUCACGGCCGCGAGUCCUUGCUGCCCUAUGACUCAACCUUUCCACUCAGUUUUCUUUUCUAGAAUGUGUUGCACCAUUGGUAGCAGUUAGUUGUGAUUUGUAGUGUGCAGCCAAAAUGACUGUUGUGCUUCUUUAGACUUGUUAAUUUCAGCAGCUUAGUUGGUGUUAGUUGGUUAAUGAAACAUUGGUUUGACUGACAGGUUCUUGCUUCUUGCGCCUGAAGGUUAUUCUUGAUCCUUUUACGUAGUGGAAAUGAUCCUAACAUGAGGUUGACUCACUGGACUUUGUAGAGAAUUUUGUUGGUUUUGUUAUGACACUGUUUCAAACUGGGAAAAACACUGGGUGAGUUUAGAUCUUUCGUUUUUUCCUCCCUUAGCGACCUUAGCUUAGCGGUGUCGCUAGCUACGUCUAGCAUCGCUCCCCAUCUCCUCUGAGACGGAUCCCGGCUCGUUUUUCCAGUAAGUUAGAUGCGAGCGUGUUUCCAGAAAGCAGCUACUUCUCAUACGUUCACCUGAGCCCAUUCAGUGCUAGCGCACGCUCUCGUCCCGCUGGAGGCCUCAGAAAUGCGCAAGCACAGUCUUUCUCACCGAGAUCACCCAGCUGUGAAACGAUGAGCUAUUUUUCUACGCGCCUCCUUACACUGGACUAACCUGUUGCACUUGGGUUUGUGUUGUCCUUCAUUUAUCGUUACUGUACUUGUAGUUGAUCACUGCCAUUAUAUUACGCUGCAGCCCUGGAUGCAGCUCGUACUGAUCUUUACUCAGCAGGGGGAGGUAUUCAGCUUUCAAAUACCAAACCCAACCUUUACUAUAAUACUCAAAGGUUUCAAUGUGAAAAUCUCUGCUCUGCUUUGAUAUUUUUAGUUGUUAGUUACUUAGUGGCCCCUUGUAUACAAGUCCUUAUUUAGAGGGAGGUUGUGUUGAGUGAACUCAUUUACUAUAUAAAGCUUCUGUUUAUUUUUAGGUUCAGGCCUGUUUAUUUUAGUUGCUCGGCAAUUUGAACGUGACAUCUACAUUUAAAAAACAUAACUUUGUAAAUGGUUCACGUAGUUUUUUAAAUACUAAUUCUUAGGGAGACAUUUGUGCCGUUAUGUGUAUUUAAUUAUUUUUUUCUAUGAUCUGUUUUCCUGCAUUCUUUAUGUAGCGUUAUGCCUCAACCAAAAUUGCAAAGGCGUUCUAUGCAAUAUACUGUCCUUCACCCUCAAUAAAUCAACAUUUAUUGACACUA
Molecule: messenger RNA, 6090 nt
Organism: Betta splendens (Siamese fighting fish)
Lineage: Eukaryota; Metazoa; Chordata; Actinopteri; Anabantiformes; Osphronemidae
Gene: ltk
Product: leukocyte receptor tyrosine kinase
Exons: 28
Coding region: 230-4657 (1475 amino acids)
Biological process (GO): regulation of cell population proliferation; multicellular organism development; regulation of neuron differentiation
Cellular component (GO): signaling receptor complex; membrane
Molecular function (GO): transmembrane receptor protein tyrosine kinase activity; ATP binding
Source: RefSeq, a predicted model, not a curated record